AGGAUUCCGCACUGUUUUUCUGUCAUCCCAUUCAACUCACUGUCCUCCUACGUAGGGGUGAGUGAGAACCUCAGCCACUUUUUUGAUUCAAUAUAAUGACUACUACAGCUGCACUGUUCUUGGCCUUGCACAAUGGUGGAUGAUUUUUAUUGUAAAUGUCAUGCUGCGUUACAUCUUAAUUAUUCGGUUACGUGUGAUGUACCGGCAAUCAAGAAAGAUUUCAAUCUUUCUUGUCGGAAUCUCUUUGGCUUGCACGAUUAUAUGUGGAGUGAUCCUUGCAAUAUCAAGCAGUACCAUUUCAGGAGAGGAGCUUGUUCUCUCUGGCACCUAUCAGUGCAUUCUGAGCGGAAAUAGUGGCUACCCACUAUCUGAGCCUUGGAUACUCGGCAUUUUAUGGGAGUUCCUCGUACUAUGUCUUGCAGCCUGGAUUGCUAUAAAACACUUGCGUGAACUGCAACGACCCUCCCCAGGGAGGGACUGUUUCGUUAUGUUAAUAAAAACACAUGUGUUUUACUUUGCAGCACACGCUGCUGUUUCUUGCUUGGUCACUGUCAGCCUUCUCUCUCCACAAAUAUCGGGUUCUUCUUCAGUGGAAACUGAGAUUUAUUCUGGCAUCCUUGAAAUUUUCCUUUUCGUGCAGAUGUUUGUUCUGGGGCCACGACUCCUUCUCAGCGUUCGAGAAUAUCAUGCUAAUCUCAUAGCCGACUCUGAGACAGGAACUAACCUAACUACAAUUGUUUUCCAAGAGGACAUACCUGUGUCAACUGGUGACGGUGUGUAGCACGGGAAACUAUCCAAGUGAUCCAAGUGACCCAUAGUAUACUUCACGAAGUUGUUGUCAUUUUGUCGUAGUAUUGGUACAUCAUGAUUCAUUUGGCUACCCACCGAACUACACG
Messenger RNA from Suillus plorans, 896 nucleotides. RefSeq lists its product as uncharacterized. Bases 140 to 781 code for a protein of 213 amino acids. NCBI's taxonomy places the organism in Eukaryota, Fungi, Basidiomycota, Agaricomycetes, Boletales, Suillaceae. The record is from RefSeq and is a predicted model, not a curated record. The transcript has 6 exons.